This is a messenger RNA of Symbiodinium pilosum, 2775 nucleotides long. The record is from the annotation of a GenBank genome assembly. Lineage: Eukaryota; Dinophyceae; Suessiales; Symbiodiniaceae.
AUGUCGGGGCAUCACAUAUCUGAUGGCGAGCGCGCAUUGAUCGAGUCGUUAUCUGCUCUUGCACCCAUCUUGAGUGAGAACGCGGCCUUGGCCGAACAACAGCGUAAGCCAGUCGAUACCGUCAUGCAGGCCAUUGAAGAUACCGGCGCUUACCGUUGGUUUGUGCCCAAAAAAUAUGGUGGCUAUGAAUACUCGCUGAGCGGAUUUAUGGAAGUGGGUAUCGCCCUGGGAGAAGGCUGUACCUCACACGCCUGGGUAACCACCUUCUGUAUGGAGCACAACUGGCUGCUGGCACUGUACGACCAGGCCGCCCAGGACGAUCUGUUUGGUUCUCAUCCGUAUAUCAUUGCUCCUGGCAGUCUCGCGCCCAAUGGUAGGGCCACCCCUGUCGACGAUGGUUAUCGCAUCAGCGGUCGCUGGCAGUGGGGUACCGGUGUCAUGCACGCCAACUGGGUUAUGGUCGGUGUGCUCACCCCGGUCCCGGGUCAGGACGCGCCUAUGAUGGGCAUGUUUGUCCUGCCGGUUGAAGAAACAGAAAUUAUUGAUACCUGGCACGUUGAAGGCAUGGUGGGUACCGGCAGUAACGACAUCGAAAUCAAAGAUGUUUUUGUGCCUGAACACCGAAUGGUGGAUCUUUCUCUGGUGCGGGAUGGCAACAGCCCCGGGGCGCGUCUGCACAACUCGCCAAUCUACAAAAUGCCCAUGCUCCCUGUUCUCGGCCUGACGGCAACCGCGCCGUUGGUGGGUGCGGCGAAAAAUGCAGUGCGCCUGUUUGAAGAGCGCAUGCAGGGUCGCACGGUUUAUGGCACAACAAGCAAGCAAGGUGAACGUGCCCUGGCCCAGUCCCGCCUGGCGCAUGCCAGAGUCGAAAUGGAUGCCAUUGUUGAUCAGCUGUUUCAUGUGGCGGGAGAGGUUGAAAGCUGGGGUGAGCGCGGCGAACCCUGCCCUGAUAUUGAUCGUGCUCGCCUGCGGGUUGAAAUUGGACAUCUUGUCCGGCGUUCGCGAAACGUGGUUCGUGAUGUGGUGGAAGCAUGUGGCGCCAGUGCACAUUUUCUGGACAACCCAUUGCAGCGCGCCUUGCGUGACUUGAAUACAGCCUCCUGUCACACGGUUUUUGAUCUGGAUGUCAGUUCAGUGGCCGGCGUAAAGCACAUCUACUGGGGUGACCUGCAUGUGCAUUCGGGUUAUUCCCUGGAUGCCUGGGGGUACGGCACAGCGACAACGCCAGCCCAGGCGUAUGCUUUUGCAAAGGGUGCACCGAUAACGCUGCCGGGUGGGAAUUCGGUCAGCAUGCCGCGGCCACUGGACUUCAUGGCCGUGACAGAUCACGCCGAGUGGUUCAAUCUGAUGUAUGUCUGUACAGACCCUUUGGCCAGUGACCAUCCGUAUUGCGAUAUCCUCACUGAGAAAAAUACACCGCAGACAGGCACUGAGGUGUUUCGUAACUAUGUCCUGCCGACAAUCACUGAAGCCCAGCCUCAACCAACACCGUUGUGUGAAGAGCAGCCUGAACUUUGUGCCUCGGCUCAUUUGACCCAGUGGCAACGUGUGCAGGAUCAGGCGAAUGAAGCCAACGACCCCUGCAGUUUCACUUCGUUUGUUGCGUUUGAAUGGUCCGCAACACCCGACUAUAGCCACAACCACCGAAAUCUGAUUUUCGCAAACGAUAAUGUGACGCCGGAUGCACCUGAUUACAUGCGCUACCCCACACCGCACAAGCUGUGGCAGGAACUGGAGCGGCAGUGUUUGCCGGAAAAUGGGUGUGACGUCAUCGCUAUACCCCACAAUACAAAUAUGGGUGACGGCAAGAGCUUUGAUGUCGAAACCGAGUCUCCAGAUGAAUUAGCUUUGCGGGCGAGGUACGAGCGCCUGGUUGAGAUUCAUCAGGAAAAAGGCAACAGCGAAUGUCUGUCCGGGUUUGGUCAAACCGACGAGGACUGUAAUUUCGAAUUGUACCUGACAAAAAACUCCGUGCCGACGGCCGCCGACGGGUAUGUUGAGGCGGAGUGGGAGCAAAUGCGAAGUGGCUAUGUGCGGCGCCUGCUGCUGCGCGGAUUGUACGCUUAUCAGCGCUCUGGAGAGAGCGCGUUGAACCCUCUGCAACUUGGCAUUAUAGGGUCUACCGAUAACCAUUCAGGCACCGGGGGUUUUGUUGAUGAAGAAACCUGGCCGGGUACCGUAUUCGGGUUUGGUGACUUUGAUCGCACCAUGGUUCGAGUGGACUGGAAUCCAGGUGGCUUGGUCGCCGUUUGGGCAGAAGAAAACACGCGUAAGAGCAUUUUUGCCGCGCUGAAACGUCGUGAAGUGUAUGCCACCAGUGGUCCGCGUCUGCGCGUCCGGCUUGAUGCCGCACCAGAAUCACUCAGUUGCACCACCGACGCGCAAGCGGCUUCGGUACCCAUGGGCGGCGUACUCAAUCAGGUAGACAACGCGUUUUUCCGUAUUCAGGUGCAAGCUGAUCACUCACCUGUUGGUACUGUGCAGAUUAUUAAAGGCUAUCUUGAAAAUGGCGAGUUACACGAAGAGGUUGUAGACGUCUGGCAGAAUAAAGACGGCGCUGCUGACAUCUGUGUGCAAUGGCAGGAUGAGCAUCUGAAUGCUCAAGAACCUGCGUUCUGGUACGCAAGGGUACUGCAGGUGCCCACACCCCGAUGGAGUGCGUAUCGGUGUGAGCGUGAAGGACGGUGUGAUGAGUUCCCACAAGCGGAUCGUUGGAUACGUGAGCGUGCUUGGACAUCACCAGUCUGGUACUUGCCGGGAGCUGACGGUGAGUGA